Messenger RNA from Rhopilema esculentum, 1065 nucleotides. The record is from RefSeq and is a predicted model, not a curated record. Lineage: Eukaryota; Metazoa; Cnidaria; Scyphozoa; Rhizostomeae; Rhizostomatidae.
AUGCACAAAUGGGCUUACUGCUAUUGGACAUCAACAGAAGCCAAUACCAAUAUAUCAUUGGAAAAUUUUCAUAGAGUGUUGAAAACAAUUUAUUUCCAUAGGAAAAGAAACAAGAGGGUUGAUCACCUACUUAGUGUCCUCUUGAAGAUUGCCAGAGACAAAGCUUAUGAGGCAUGGGAAAAGCUUGAGAAAGGAAAACGUACCAGCAAAAUUGGGGAUAUCGACAAACGCCAUAAGACUUCUUUAGAACUUUCCUUGAAAGAAGUUUCUGCUGCUAAUGCCACACAAUGGAUUUUUCCAUCUACUGCAAAUGAAAACCAACUGAAGCAUUCGGUUAUAAAAAAUGACUUUUAUUGUGAAUGCAAAAUGAAAUGCAGCAGUUGCAAAGUAUGCGUUCAUCAAUACUCUUGUUCCUGUGCAGAUUAUGCAAUCCAUUCAGUGCCUUGCAAACACAUAAAUGCCAUACAUUCAAAUUUUUUCGAAAAUUAUAAGCAGGGCGUUCAAAACUAUGGAGCCGAAGAAGAUGAAGAUGUGACUGAAAAACGACAAUAUUUUCAACAUCAGUUAAACAAAACAGAUAAAAUAACAGAUUUGGCUUUUACCAAAAAGUCUAUUCAAGGAAAAAUGAAUAUUUUGUCCAGCAAAGUAGAAAUUUGUUCUGUUCCAGAUGCUCUAGAAGCUGCACAUGAGCAUCUUAAGAACGCUAUUGCUGUCCUGGAUGGAAUUUCAAGUCUAAAUUCUAACCAACAAAGUUUGCGACAGGCAGAGGUGUUCCCUCAUAAUAAACAUUUUGAAAAGCAGAGAAAAUUUUAUAGCACAAAACAGAAGGCAACAAAAAAGAAAAGAACAUUAACGAAGCCAAGUAUUGAGGAUACUAAUAAUGUGAAGGAAAAUUUAAAGCAACAAGAGGUACGUUUGUGUGGAAUUUAUUUCCGUGAAAACGAUACAACGAACGAAGGAAUGGUAGACUGGGUGGAGCGCUCUAGUUGUGAAGUAUGGAUACACUGUGCCUGUGACAAACAAAAUGUGAACUCAGAAGAAUAUUGCUGCCCACUCUGCAAAUAG